Molecule: messenger RNA, 1677 nt
Organism: Aspergillus nidulans FGSC A4
Lineage: Eukaryota; Fungi; Ascomycota; Eurotiomycetes; Eurotiales; Aspergillaceae
Product: protein abfC
Exons: 6
Coding region: 92-1606 (504 amino acids)
Biological process (GO): L-arabinose metabolic process; arabinan catabolic process
Cellular component (GO): extracellular region
Molecular function (GO): alpha-L-arabinofuranosidase activity
Source: RefSeq, a predicted model, not a curated record
AUUGAGUUUUUUUUUUCUCUGCCAAUCAGUACUCGAUUCUUCGGUUCUUUGGCUUGAUCCUGUAGUUUUAGCUCGUCAGAUUCGCGCCGCCAUGACGACCUUCACGAAGCUCAGUGAGCAGGAAGCUCCGGGAAUUUCCAUACACCCAGACCGCCGCAUCUCAAAAAUCAAUCCUAAUAUCUAUGCCGGGUUUGCAGAGCACAUGGGUCGAUGCAUCUACGGGGGCAUCUACGAUCCCGGUAACCCAUUAUCCGAUGAGAAUGGAUUUCGAAAGGACGUCCUCGAAGCCCUUAAGGAGCUCAAGGUCCCUGUCAUUCGUUACCCUGGUGGCAACUUCACCGCAACAUACCAUUGGAUCGAUGGAGUUGGUCCGAGAGACCAACGUCCCGCGAGGCCGGAACUUGCGUGGCUGGGCACAGAGACCAACCAGUUUGGAACUGAUGAGUUUUUGAAGUGGUGUGAGGUGCUGGGAACCGAGCCCUAUCUUUGCCUGAACAUGGGCACGGGUACUCUUGAUGAGGCUUUGGCUUGGGUCGAUUAUUGCAACGGUACCCGGGACACCUACUACGCCAAUCUCCGACGCAAGAACGGACGAGAAGAACCGUACAAUGUCAAAUAUUGGGCCCUCGGUAACGAAGUAUGGGGACCAUGGCAGGUUGAGCAGUCUACCAAGGAGGAAUAUGCUCACAAGGCCUACCAAUGGGCUAAAGCCCUGAAACUCCUUGAUCCUUCUAUCGAGUUGAUUCUGUGCGGAAAAGAAGGCCCAACAUCGUGGGACUAUUACACCCUAAAGCAAACCAUGCUCCCCGUGCACUCGCCCCUAUCAACAAGCGCAGUCCCCCUCAUCGAUAUGCACAGUAUCCACCUCUACACAGCUCACUCCUCACACCUUCCUAACGUCACCGCGCCUCUAGCCGCUGAGCGCGCCAUCGAGAUCACCUCCUCUCUCAUCGACCUCGCCCGGGUCGAGAACGGGGUCCCGCCCGAGCAACGCCGCCCGACUAUCUGCUUUGAUGAGUGGAACGUCUGGGACCCCAUCCGUGCCGAGGGCAGUAAAGGCGCAGAGGAAUCCUACAACCUCUCCGAUGCUUUAGCUGUGGGUGUCUGGCUUAACGUGUUUGUGCGUAAGAGUAAGGAUGUUGGUAUGGCGUGCAUUGCGCAGAGCGUCAAUGUAAUUUCGCCGCUUAUGACCACGAAAGAUGGGAUCGUGAAGCAGACGACGUGGUGGCCGCUCUAUCUGUUCUCGAAUUACAUGCGUGGCUGGACUAUCAGUGCACACAUUUCUGUUUCUGCAUACGAGGGCGAAACACACCCGAAAUGGGUAAGGGGUGUCAAGGAUACGCCUUGGUUGGACGUUAGUGCGACUCUGGGUGAGGAUGGAUAUGUCAAUGUAGUUGUGAUCAACAUCCAUGAAGAGAAGGGGAUCGAGGCGAAGCUUGAUGGUCCAUCUGGUGAGGUUACUGUGUUCACUGUUACCGGUGACAACCCAGCCGUGACGAACAUGAAGGGCAAGGAAGAAGUUGGUCUGGUUGAGACCAAGUGGGAUGCCCAGGGCCCAUACGUGUUCCCGAAGCAUUCCCUUACCCUGCUGAGAUGGAAGGCUUGAGCAGCUGACUUCAAGCCUACCGAUACCUACCUCACUAUACGAUUAUAGAACGCAGUGUAUUUAAAUUUUAA